AUGUCUUUCUCGCAAUUUGGAUAUCCUUACAAUGCAACUUCACAGUUUUUCGUGUCGGCAAACCCCAGUACGACUUGCUGCGAUUCGAUUUCCAGGUCGGUCUCUGACGGGACAGCCGGCUCCCAGACUGCCGCCACCGCCGCCUCCUUCUGCUGCCCGUCCUACGAGAACCGGAUCCUGGCGAGCAGCCGGACGGAGCUCAACGCGGCGCUGGGGAUGUACAGCUCUCCAUACGCCGCAGCGGCUGCCGCCACCCAGAACUACGCCAACUACUUCCCCUACAGCACCGACCCAUCCGCUAUCUACUCCACUCUGAAUCCACAGUAUGACAUUAAGGACAACUCAGGCACUUUACACUCUGGCAUCUCUCAAACUGCCGCUUACUAUCCUUACGACCACUCACUGGGACAGUAUCAAUACGACAGAUACGGGACAGUAGACUUUAAUGGCUCAGCCAGAAGAAAGAACGCAACUCGUGAAACUACCAGCACCCUAAAAACAUGGUUGUACGAGCACCGGAAGAACCCCUACCCCACUAAAGGAGAGAAGAUCAUGCUGGCCAUCAUCACCAAAAUGACCCUCACACAAGUGUCCACCUGGUUCGCCAACGCCAGGAGGAGGCUAAAGAAGGAGAACAAGAUGACCUGGUCACCAAAGAAUAAGGCCAACGAUGACAGGAAGGAUGACUUUAACAAGAGCGAAGACUGUCUCACCAAAGACUCCAGUGAUUGCAAGGAGGAGAAGGAUCUGCGUCUGAGUGACCUGGAGGACAUGGACGACGAUGACUGUGAAAAGCUGGACAGCGACUGUGAAAAGGGGGCUGCAGACGAGCAGGACCUCCAGAGGGUCAUGGCGCUAUCCGGACCCCCCCAAAAGAGAGACUGCAACUCCGAGCUCCACCUGAGUUUAACUAACAGCUUCCACGCGUUCCCCUGCGCCAUAAAAGGUGUUACCAGCCUCCCCCCUCUUCCGUCUGACUUCCUGGAUCCUGUCGGGUCCAAGGCACCUUCCUCAACGGGGGGAACGUUGUCCCUGUCUCACUUUGAAGCAUCAGAUAAGCCUCGGAUUUGGUCUCUGGCUCGUACGGCGGCUUCGGGGGUCAUUCUGAGCCCCCAGCAGCACGGCUCGGAGCUGAGGACAGGCAACACAACCGGGGACUGCCAGCUCCAGAGCCCCAGGCUUACCGGCACUCUAACUGGACAGUGUGGGGGUAUGAGAGGCCUCCAUGAAUCUGGCGGUGUCACCAAUACUGAGAGCCCCUUCGCUGAGGGCUUAUCCUUGCACUCUAAAGUCUAUGGCACUGGCAGCUACAGUCACAAGGACCUCCAACUGCACUGUUCAUCCUACUCUGCACUCCCAGACACAUGUCAGUACUCCACUAUUGAAGGGUUCUCUGGUGGCAAAGCAGAGACACAGUCGUCUGACCUCAGUGAAGCCUGCGGGACCGUGCAGGAUGACAAGGUCACUGCGUUCAGACCAGUGAUGAAGAGGUGAAGCAGAUUCCUGGAUACUGUACCACAAUAAAUAAUUGGACAUUAAUGAUAUAUGCACUAAAGGACACACUGGCCGAGUGGUGGCCUCAAUAAGACACAUGGGAGCUACCUGCUGCUGCUGCUGCAGUCAAACUGUGGACGUGGCUAUCAUUUUGCACAACUUUGUUUUUAUCGUGUAAAAGACUUUAUGCAAAAAAAAUCUAGAUGCAAAGGUGGGAAUGGCCGAAUAACAAAAACGGCCGAAUUUGUGUAUGGCAAUCUUGUAGUGUAGCAAACCUAUUUAUUUAUCUGUGUAUUUAUUAUUUUGUAAUGUUGUCUGUUUAUUAUAUGGCGUGUUUAUCGGUUGAAUUUGUACCCUCUUUGAGUAUUCGUUACAUGUUGCGUUUUAAUGUGGCUUCGUGUCAUUUUGCCUGUUGUAAAAGAGACGGAUUUUAGAGAUGACCAUAUAAGGACCGGAUCCCCUGUGUUGCGCGUGGAC
Molecule: messenger RNA, 1971 nt
Organism: Notothenia coriiceps (black rockcod)
Lineage: Eukaryota; Metazoa; Chordata; Actinopteri; Perciformes; Nototheniidae
Gene: irx6a
Product: iroquois homeobox 6a
Exons: 7
Coding region: 1-1494 (497 amino acids)
Biological process (GO): cell development; neuron differentiation; regulation of transcription by RNA polymerase II
Cellular component (GO): nucleus
Molecular function (GO): DNA-binding transcription factor activity, RNA polymerase II-specific; RNA polymerase II cis-regulatory region sequence-specific DNA binding
Source: RefSeq, a predicted model, not a curated record